UACCCAGCCCUGAGGACUCUACCCGUCAUGUCCAACUCCUGUGUGUUGCUCACCUGGGCUCUCCUUGCCCUCCUGGGACUUGGAACCUGCUGUGGUCCCAUGGUGCCCAGGAGCGAGUGGAAAGCGAAGGCAUCCAAGUGCUCCACUGGCCUACAGCAGCCAAUCCGCUACGUGGUGAUAUCGCACACGGCGGGCAGCACCUGCGACACCCCAGCAUCGUGCCAGCAGCAAGCCCGCAAUGUGCAACACUACCAUAUGAACACGCUGGACUGGUGCGACGUGGGCUACAACUUCCUUAUUGGAGAAGAUGGGCUCGUGUAUGAGGGCCGGGGCUGGAACAUCAAGGGUGCCCACACGGGCCCCACCUGGAACCCCAUAUCUAUUGGCAUCACCUUCAUGGGUAACUACAUGGAUCGGGUGCCCCCGCAACGGGCCCUCCGUGCCGCCCUGAGUCUUCUGGAAUGUGGGGUCGCUCAGGGAUUCCUGAGAUCCAACUAUGAGAUCAAAGGACACCGGGAUGUACAGCAGACUCUCUCUCCAGGCGACCAGCUCUAUGAAAUCAUCCAGGGUUGGCCACACUACCGAGCAUGAGAUCAUGUACCAGCCUGAAAUCCCACCUGCCUCCUGCUCCCUCCUCCCCACUGGUCACCUCUCCCCCAUCUGUCUGCCCAUCACAACCCCAUCCUCCAAUAAAGAUGCAGCAACACA
Molecule: messenger RNA, 708 nt
Organism: Nannospalax galili (Upper Galilee mountains blind mole rat)
Lineage: Eukaryota; Metazoa; Chordata; Mammalia; Rodentia; Spalacidae
Gene: Pglyrp1
Product: peptidoglycan recognition protein 1
Exons: 3
Coding region: 28-591 (187 amino acids)
Biological process (GO): defense response to Gram-positive bacterium; detection of bacterium; innate immune response
Molecular function (GO): zinc ion binding; peptidoglycan immune receptor activity; N-acetylmuramoyl-L-alanine amidase activity
Source: RefSeq, a predicted model, not a curated record